GCGUGUGUGUGUGUAUUUGUGUGUGUGUGUUCAUUGAUUGUGUGUGAAUUCACUGAGCACAUCUGUGUGUGUGUGUGUCUGUGUGAGCUCAGUGUGUGCAACUGUCUUUGUGUGUGUCUGUGUGUGUGUGUGUCUGUGUGUACUUGUGUGUCUGUGUGUACUUGUGUGUAUCUGUCUUUGUGUGUUUCUGUGUUUAUUGUGUCUUUGAUGAUUGUGUGCGCGUGAAUUUGUGUUCAGUGCGUGUGUGUUUGUAUCUCUUUGUGUGUGUGUGUGUGUGUGUCUCUCUGUGUGUGUGUGUGUGUGUGUGCAGUAGGUGGGCCAGGCGCGUCUGGUGAACAGGUGGAGCUCCUCUUCCUGUCAGAGAAUCUUCAGCUCUCGAGCGUCAGAAACACACGCACGCGUCUGAGAGAGUGUGUGUGGAUCGCAGUGUGUGUUCGUCCUCAGAGAGUGAUGAUGGCGAGAGUGUCCGGCCUAAUCCUCACACUCAUCCUGCUGACCACCGCGCCGGUGUCUGCACAGUUCUCCUUAUAUGACCCCACAUACUGUUUCGUUCUGGACGGCCUUCUGCUGAUCUACGCCAUCGUCAUCACCGGCUUCUUUGUGCGCGAGCGGUUCAUCAAGCAGAGGCCGGUGGAGGAGUCUCAUUAUCAGGCCAUUGAUAAACAGGGGAAGUCUGAGUAUGCCACAGCCAACAGAACCCAGCGCGGCUCCGAGGAGGGCAGAUCUGGGGGCCGCAGGCGGGUGGAUGAGACGUACACGCCUCUGACUAGGAAGGGGGACGACACGUACCGUGAGCUGGAGAACAAGGGAGACCGCCGGCGGCAGGAUCAGCUCUAUCAGGGUCUGAGCUCGGUCACCAAGGACACGUACGACUCUCUGCAGAUGCAGCAGCUCCACCCGCCGCCACCACCGCGCUAAACUGAUCUCAGAUCUGCUUCAGGAUCACAGUCCACACACACACACACACACACACACACACACACGCACACACACACACAUCACUCUGCUUGCACUCUGAUCAGCAUCACACACACACACACACACACACACACACACACACACACACACACACACACACACACACUCCUCCACCUUUAUAGUUGGUAACAUUUAUAGUUUUCUGUGAUAUACGGUCAUCAUGAGCUUCAGUGUGUGUGUGUGUGUGUGUGUUUAAUCAUCAGUGAAUUGGAUCAUUCUUCAUGUAUGUCCUCAGUCACGUCUCGUGUGUGUCAGUAAUGCUGAUUAUUAUAAUAAUAACUGUUAUGAGCAGCAGCUGUCGUCUGAAUACAGCAGUGCUGGAUCCCCCAGAUCAACAGCCCCUCAUUUCUCUCUGUCUCCUGCUCAACACAACUGAAGAUCUUCUGUUGAACGCUGUAAACCAGCAGCCGCUCAUCUACUAACCCUAACCUCAACAUUCUUCAAAAUCUCUUCUCCUGCAGUAUUUGUAAUGGAUCAUUCUUUUGUUGUGGAUGAUGAUAACAGUGUUCAGUUUCUCACUUUAAUGAAUGGAAACAGACACAGCUGGGAUUCUAGGUGUAUUAGUGAAUGCACACACACACACACACACACACACAUAUAUGAAUAUUAAUAACUGCUGUCUGAUAUUAGUUUAAGCAGUAAUAAUAUGUAACAUUAGUAGACCCACAGGGAAUCUGCACUCGCAGAUUUUCACCCCAUCAUUAAUUCUGUUCAUUUACUAGAGUAAAUGUGUGUGAAUCUAUAUUUAUUCCCUUUUUACAUUAAUUUCAGUAAUAUUAUAAUAAUUUGUAAGUCAAAUGCAGUUUGUACAGUCAUAUUCUCUGUCUUUCAGUAGAGAUAUUAUAAGAGAGACUUGCUUUAUUCACCAGAUAAAGUGGAUCUAAUCAGAUUUGCAUUUUAAACAUUAAAGUUAAACGAGAUGAUUUUUUAACUCAUAUAUGAAGGUUUUAGUUUUGAUUCUCCCAAAAUCAUUCAGCAGAAAUCUGCAGAAACCGUCUGCGGACUGCGUCUGGCCCUGCUGAUGAGCUGUUACUGUGCUGUUGUGAUGUUGUAUUAGUGUAAUUCUGCAUUUGCUCUUUUAAACUGAGAAUUUCAUCCUCUUCUAUUGGAGUUUCUUCUGUUUAGUCUGUCUGAUUAUUGUAUUUUUGAUCAGCUUAAUAAAAAGGCUUUAGACAA
Molecule: messenger RNA, 2154 nt
Organism: Danio aesculapii
Lineage: Eukaryota; Metazoa; Chordata; Actinopteri; Cypriniformes; Danionidae
Gene: cd247
Product: CD247 molecule
Exons: 8
Coding region: 451-918 (155 amino acids)
Biological process (GO): cell surface receptor signaling pathway
Cellular component (GO): membrane
Molecular function (GO): transmembrane signaling receptor activity
Source: RefSeq, a predicted model, not a curated record